UCGUACGUUUUAGAAAAUGUGACAUACCACAUUCGUGAUCAUGUUCCAUGUACCGAAACAAUCCAUGUCUCAGUUUAUUGAAGCAGGAAUAGUAGGGUCACCAACAGUUUUUGCUCGCCGCAGUUUGUCUUAUCUCAUGAGCGACUCGCCACAGGAAGCUUUAAAGGAUGCAAUGCAAGCCCAAAUCAUAUCUCCAUCCUGGCACGUACUGUCUUAUCUACAAGCCUAUGCACUUUUCACCCUUAAAAUGGAAAAUGAAGCACAUAUAGCCCUUAAGGAUGGUUCAGCUCUUGAAGCCAGAAGGAGGAAAAGUGUUUGACAGUAACGAAAUGAUGUACAGAUAUGUAAAUCUUCUGCUCUGCUCGCUUUGUCUCACUUCCUUUGUGAAGAUCAUUAUUUGGCACGUAUUGAAAGGUUUUUGCUCUGACCGGAGCUUUAUUCUAUUCAACAAUCAUAACGAAAUUAUCGUUCUUCAUUUCUUGUUCACAGUUGUAGUUUGACCGAUUUUCACGCCCUUCAGAUAGUUACAUUUAUUUGUUUUGGAAGUUAUAAUGAUUUAUUUGGUACUUCGUGUUCGUGUAUUUACAAUUUUGAUGUAAUGCUUUAUUUGAUUUCCCAGAAAUUGUCAAUGAAGUGUGAA
Camellia sinensis is the source of this 640-nucleotide messenger RNA. The record is from RefSeq and is a predicted model, not a curated record. NCBI's taxonomy places the organism in Eukaryota, Viridiplantae, Streptophyta, Magnoliopsida, Ericales, Theaceae.